AUGUUCGCUGCUAUUGCUUCUGGAAAUCCUUUGCAACCAUCAACUGAAGUCCCCAAUACAAAUGGACUACAACACACCAUCUUGCUUUCUGAAACAAAGGCCAAAAGUUACUCUCAUAUUUCUUUAUUCAUUUUACCUGGAGUAACUUUUCCUCCUGAAUAUUUGGCUACUGUAUACUUUAAACUGAGCCCGGAUGAGGAAUUCAAGUUAUUUGGACAACUAGGGGCAGAGAAACCGAGUGCAAUAUUUAAGGUUAAACUGCCGAAUCCAAGUCUUAACAAUCGCUCCACAACUAGUGAAGGUUUAGGUGAAAUUGAUAUGGAUAAUGAGGAGGGGGUCGCAGCUUCACCACAUAAUAUAUCUGAAUUGAUAAUAGGGAUAUCUAUUGAACCGCGUGAAAUGGCUCUGGCAAAACUCGCACAAUGGAAGGCUGAACAAAGUCAAACUGUUAAUAAUAACGCUUUGGUUGUUAGAAAAAGUGCCACAGGCUCAAUAUCUACUCCCGGUGAGCUGGCUCGGGCUUAUCCUUCCUUGACUCAGCAAUUGGCAAGUAAAAUUGUCCAACAUGCAUACAAUUACUUGACAGGAUUUGUGGACUCUAGCAAUAGUGUUCCAAUUAAAAAGUUUGAAAAUUGGUGGGAUAAAUUCAAUAAAAGGUUGGAAAAUGACGCUACAUUCUUAGAUGAAAUCUCAAGCGAGUAG
Molecule: messenger RNA, 702 nt
Organism: Eremothecium sinecaudum
Lineage: Eukaryota; Fungi; Ascomycota; Saccharomycetes; Saccharomycetales; Saccharomycetaceae
Gene: OPI10
Product: Opi10p
Exons: 1
Coding region: 1-702 (233 amino acids)
Biological process (GO): protein import into nucleus
Cellular component (GO): cytosol; nucleus
Molecular function (GO): nuclear import signal receptor activity
Source: RefSeq, a predicted model, not a curated record